This is a messenger RNA of Colletotrichum godetiae, 659 nucleotides long. RefSeq lists its product as uncharacterized. NCBI's taxonomy places the organism in Eukaryota, Fungi, Ascomycota, Sordariomycetes, Glomerellales, Glomerellaceae. The transcript has a single exon. The record is from RefSeq and is a predicted model, not a curated record. Bases 177 to 596 code for a protein of 139 amino acids.
AUUAUAGACUACAACCGGUAGGCCUUCCUAUCGCGGGCUCACAUCGUCAGAUGCGUGAGGAGCCUUGGAGGAACGGCCGGUCAGCUACGCAUCAUAUCACCAUGGCUCGAGAAAUAAGGAGAUUUUCGUAAUUAAACAGAAUAUUUAGCCACCUUCCAUCCAUCAGGCUCUCUCAAAUGCAUUCAAGUUCAUUGCUUCUUUUCCUCUUGCUAUCCAUCCUUGGGAGCCACCUUUCCAUCUCACUCUCUCCUGCCCCCCAUCUCACUUUCCCACUGCCACUGCCCGUCCACAGUAGGAUGCCAUCUUCCGCGGCGAGCCCAUCUACUGGUCGAGACAUCAUGUUUGGUACAAGACUACCUCCCACCUUUCCCCUCUUAUUCCUGAACGCGGGCCAACAAGAGCACAACCAAAAACGUAUACCGCCUGAUUCGCGAGGCAAUAUACAGGGGGAUAGCCGAGAGGUAGGAAGAAAAAUACAGUCGCGUAAUCAAGGGAAUCUUGGGAAACCGUCGGGUCGCCGUCUCAUCGUUGGGAAGAAAGUUAAUUUCAUGAGCCAGCCUCCCCACGACGCUUUCUGGCUUGGGUCAUGCAAUUAGAAGUAAAGGGUAUUGUAGAAAAAGCAAACGUUUUUGUUGUUCAAAUCAGACCGCACAACCGCA